Clonostachys solani is the source of this 1305-nucleotide messenger RNA. The record is from the annotation of a GenBank genome assembly. Lineage: Eukaryota; Fungi; Ascomycota; Sordariomycetes; Hypocreales; Bionectriaceae.
AUGGUUUGCAUUAAGCAAGUUUCUAUCCCUGCCGUUGUUCUUCUCAGCCUUGCUGAGCAAGCUGUCGCUGCACCUGUCGCUCGCCGGGGCGAUAUUGCUGUCCGCGAUGCUGCCCAGGCUGACGGAUCCAUUGACUUGGCCAUCCGUGACCUGGAACUUCAUGAACGAAACUUGCUGACGAAGGUCCUCACUCCUAUUGUCAAGGUCACGAAGGCUGUCACCAAGAACAAAGGCAAGACAUUCGACCGUCUUCUCUCUACUGCCAACACUGGCAUGACUAUUGCCAACACCAACAAGGCUCAAAAGGGAAAGCGUGACCUUGAGGAACUUGAUGAGCGAGACAUUGAGGAGGAGAUCAUCCUUGCUCUCCGAGAUCUAGGCCUGGAUGAACGAUCAAUCUUCGGUGUUGUUAAGAAGGCUGCUAAGGCUGUUGGCAGUGUUGUCUCGAAGAACAAAGGCAAAACAUUUGAUCGUGUUCUCUCUACUGCCAACACUGGCAUGGCUAAGGCUGCUAAGGCUGUUGGCAGUGUUGUCUCGAAGAACAAAGGCAAAACAUUUGAUCGUGUUCUCUCUACUGCCAACACUGGCAUGGCUGUUGCCAACACUCAUAAGACUCAAAAGGGAAAGCGUGACCUUGAGGAACUUGAUGAGCGAGACAUUGAGGAGGAGAUCAUCCUUGCUCUCCGAGAUCUAGGCCUGGAUGAACGAUCAAUCUUCGGGGUUGUUAAGAAGGCUGCCAAGGCUGUUGGAAGCGUUGUCUCGAAGAACAAAGGCAAAACAUUUGAUCGUGUUCUCUCUACUGCCAAUACUGGCAUGGCUAAGGCUGCCAAGGCUGUUGGAAGCGUUGUCUCGAAGAACAAAGGCAAAACAUUUGAUCGUGUUCUCUCUACUGCCAAUACUGGCAUGGCUGUUGCCAACACUCAUAAGACUCAAACGGGAAAGCGUGACCUUGAGGACAUUGAGGAACGCGACUGGGAAGAUAUUGAGGAGCGUGAUGUUGAUGAGCUUGAUGAACGUGACUGGGAGGACGUCGAAGAGCGGGACGUUGAGGAGCUUGAUGAGCGCGUUGCCAAAGGCGUUGGCCAUGUCAUUACUUCUGUCUCCAACCAGCAAGGCAAGAGCUACAACCGUGCUAACGCGGCCGCCAACUCUGCUAUGCAAGUCGCUCAAACGAAGAAGAAGCAAGAGAAGCGCGACUUCGAGGAACGUGACUUCGAUUAUCUUAACAGCCUGAGCCAGCGAGACUUGGAAGACCUUGAACUUGUCGUCCGAGCCUUGUACGGCGACUAUCUUGAGGACUACUAG